This is a messenger RNA of Fusarium venenatum, 669 nucleotides long. Lineage: Eukaryota; Fungi; Ascomycota; Sordariomycetes; Hypocreales; Nectriaceae. The record is from RefSeq and is a predicted model, not a curated record.
AUGUUUAAUUACAGAGGCCGUGGCGGUCCAUCGCGGUCAACGCCUGCCAAUGUCCAGUCAACGGCACAGGAGCGUCCGUAUGUGUCGCGCCCAUCACGAUCUCAGCAGUUGCGAAAUCCCAAGCUCGUGCCCAAGCUUACAAACGAGACCCUGAACCCUCUGGAAAAGAAGGAAGUGCUUCGAGGUCUCCGUCGCCUGGUAGAGAUAGAGUUGGAUCACCUCGUGCACGAGGAAGAAGUUCUCAUUCUGACAACUCACGAGGCCGAGGUGACAUUCGAAGCCGAAGUCGAAGUUUUAGCUCGGAUCGCAGCCGAAGCCCCCGUGUCGAGUCUAAACGCAGGCAAUCUAUGUCUGGCGAUGAUCGUUCUCCAGAAGACUAUGAUCACCGUAAUCACUAUCGAUCUCGCGAUCCUCUGCCUGCAGGUCGAGAAACUACGUCUACGAAGCAAUCGAGAAGAGACUUGUCAGGGUCACGGAGUCCAGAUGGAUACAAAGGCCAGCGUGCCCAAGGUUCAAGGUCGCCGGGGCCCGGAGGAAGAUAUGGUGAGAGGCCUGGUCCGUCCGAUACUCGACAUGACCGUGAGAGGCCAGCACCACGCGGAGGAUUUGAUGGAAAGAAAAACGGCCACGGAGGCCGUCAUCACGAGAAUGCCCGAGAGCGAAGUUUGA